AUGAAAUGGAGCAUUACGCAAAUCUCAGUGAUUCAGAAUUUGACGAGAUGUUUGAUGAGGAUGAUAACGAUAAGUAGUGAUUAUGAACCUUCUGAUAAUUCAAGUGAUAGUGAAGAUAUGGUCGUCUCCGAAUGUGAAGUUGAUCCUGAACCUGAAGAUAAUAACGAUGAUUCUCAAACAACAACAUCAAAUGCGAAUGAUGAUUUGUGGACAGAAAUUCAACAAAAUCCUGAAUUAUUUAUUUUCCAAGAAAAUAUUGGUGUGAAAUUGGAUACGGCAAAUUUUACGGUACAUACGCUGGUGGACUUAUUUUUUUCGGAUGAAUUUCUUGCAAUACUGGUGGAACAAACUAAUUUAUAUGCUGCGCAAGAAAUGGAAAAACGCAAAGUAAUAAAAAAAAAUAACAGGUUAUCACAGUGGAAAGACGUCAGUGCUGCGGAGAUGAAAGUUUUUAUUGGACUUUUGUUGCAAAUGGGACCUUGCACUUUUCCAUCAAUCGAACAUUACUGGAGCACAAACAAGCUAUAUAAUGUAAACUUUUGGUGCUCACAUAUGAGUCGAAAUCGAUUCCAGUUGAUACUGCGUUAUUUUCAUUUGGUUGAUAACUCAAUACCAUCAGCCGACAGAUUAUACAAGCUGAGACCGAUACUAAAUCAUUUCAAUCAUGUUAUGCGUGAAAGCUAUGUACCAGAUAGAAAUAUUUGUAUUGACGAAUCCAUGAUGCUAUGGCGAGGAAGAUUGCUUUUCCGCCAAUAUAUAAAAAAUAAAAAACACAAAUAUGGUAUCAAACUGUAUGAACUAUGUGAGUCCAACGGUCUUGUCAUGAAAAUAAAGAUUUAUAGCGGAAAAUGUGAGGAAACUGAUAAUAAAGUAGGGCACACUGCUGACGUUGUUUUACAUUUACUGGAGGACUAUCUGGAUAAAGGAUACGCAGUGUACAUGGAUAAUUUUUAUAAUUCUGUUACUCUUACAAAACUGCUAACUACACGAAAAACUUAUGUGUGUGGAACCCUACGAAGCAAUAGAAAAGGAAAUUCCAGAGAUGUGGUAAAUCGCAAGCUGAAAAAAGGGGAGUGUAUUUGGCAGCAAAAUGGACCUGUCACUGUAUGCAAAUGGAAGGACAAACGAGAUGUCCUUAGCAUUUCAAACAUGCAUGCUGUUGAAAUGGUAGAGGUCUGUAAUCGCAAUGGAAAAAUUUCUAUGAAACCGAAUAUAAUACGAGAUUACAAUAAUGGAAUGUCUGGCAUAGACCGAUCAGACUAA
Molecule: messenger RNA, 1263 nt
Organism: Hermetia illucens (black soldier fly)
Lineage: Eukaryota; Metazoa; Arthropoda; Insecta; Diptera; Stratiomyidae
Product: piggyBac transposable element-derived protein 4-like
Exons: 1
Coding region: 1-1263 (420 amino acids)
Source: RefSeq, a predicted model, not a curated record